GCUUAAUAACCAUUUAUACAGACAGUACCUAGCCUUUCAUAAGUAUAUUAACUUUCAUUUUACAGCAUUUACAAUGACAACACCUAUGUGUGAAGAUGGUGGAACUUUACGGGAAUGGGCACCCCUUGCUAUGCUUCUUCAACAAAUACCUGCAAAAAUUCAAACUGGCCUUUUUACGCACAAUAUUAACUUUACCUGCAUUGAUGUUUUGCCUGAAUUUAUAGUCAUUGGAACCAAUUAUGGAUUAGUAUACUGGUUUGACAGAGAAAAGCAAGAUUUACAAAAGCUCCGAUGUGAGAAUGUUAGUUCAAAAAUUACAUGUAUUCGAGUUAUAUCAACAGUGGACUACAUGGUUGCAGCUGGUAACGAAUAUGGAGUAAUAACUGUAUUUCAAAUACCUAAAAAUCCACCAGAUUCAUUACCAGAUAGCUUAAAACCAAAACAGAAAAAACAAGUUGAAAGAUAUAGCAUAAGCGGCUUACAUAAUAGUGCUGUAACAACAGUUGAAUGGUCUAAGAACGGUAUGAAAUUAUUUAGUGGAGAUCAGAAUGGUUUAGUUGUACUUACUGAAAUUGAUUUUUAUAUGCAUUUAUCAAAAUCAUCAGAAUUGUUAAAUGAAAAAUAUCCAAUAGUGCAGUUAAGUUAUCAACAAGGUUUGUUGCUAGUUUCUACAACAUUACGUACGAUACUGGUAAAUAGAAAUGAGAAUGGAAAAGUAACACAAGUUGGUCAAAAAGAACGCAAAACAUUAGAAAAAUUAGGUGCUGUAUUUGGUUGUAGACACAAUUAUGUACAAGACUUCUUAAUAUAUGCUAGUAGACAUGGAUUACGUUUAUGGCAAGCUGAUAAAACUGGAACUGUAUUAAAAACACUUAUUUUUAAAGAUAUUGUACGAUCUGGACAUACAGAAGUAGAACUUCUAAAUCCAGCACCAGAAAGUUCUAAAAAAAAUCGUGGAGAACCUACAUUUGGUGUUAUUUUACCUUUCUGUGAUGAUUUAUUAGUUACAUAUAGUGAUGAUAUUAUAUAUGUAGUAAAUCCACAGACUAUAGCUAUAACAUCUAUUGUAACAGACUUACGUCGUGUUACUGACGUUGCAUGUACUAAAGAUGAAAUAUUCGUAUUGGAAGGAGAAAGGAACAUAAUACGUAUUGCAUAUUAUCCUGAAACUAAUGUGCUUUCAUCAGAAGUGAAGAAUAGAUUAGAUCCAUUAAUAUCACUUGCUGAAAUUAGUAAACCAGUUACCAAUGGUAUAUUAGGAUUAACUUCCAAAUUAAUGGAAAGUACAAUAGUACCAGCUAUUCCUUUUAAUAAAAUCAAUCCAACUAAUAUCAUCCAGUCUGUGGGAAUUCCACCAGUUGCUGACGGCGCUACUAGUACUGCUAGCACUGCUGGCACUGCUGAUACCGCUGAUACUACUGGUACCGCUAGUACUACUGGUACCGCUGAUACUGCUGUUAUUGCUGGUACUGCUGGUACUACUGGUGCUGCCGGUACUGUUGGUAUUGAUGAUACUGAUGGUACUGAUGUAAUAUCAAUUACAAGUGCAGAAGAAGCUGUAGAAGGGAUGUCAGUUAAUUUAAAUACUUCGUUAACAACAGAUAGUAAUAUAAUAGGAGAACAAAGCGAUGUUUCUAAAAGAAAAAGUAGCAAAGAAAACGAGAAACAUAACGAUAGAAGACAAAUAUUUCAAAAAAUUAGUCAACAAGAAUUUGAAGAUGUUGUAUUCACUCCAGAAAGGAAAAUUAAAAAAUCACCUAAUAGACUAAUAAGUAGCAAUGGAAAUUGUUCAUCAUUAUCUGAUAUUGAUUAUGAUUUGCCUGCUUUCAACAAUGACAAAAUAAACGCUAGUAAUGCAAAGACGACACAUUCUUCUUUAUUAACACUUAGUGUUGAUGAUGAUUUUAUAUUAAAAACUGAAAGAAAUCUUGAAUCAAUUCAGCGUGAUGUAGAAAAUAAAGAAAAGCUCUUGGCUGAUGUGUUAGAUUUUGAUUUGUCAAAGUAUAUGACGAAUAAACCAAUUAGUAUUACUCAUUUAAAUACGUCUCAGUCACUUGAAACAAGUACAUAUAUUGAUUGUAAAGUACAUUCCAAUAAUGCUGUUACGGAAGAAAAAAACGAGCAGGAUGAAUAUAAUGAACAUAGUUAUCAUUCAGAGACUGAAUCUGGAGAUGAGGAUGUCAGUUAUCGUACUGAAUUAAAAAAGUUAGAAGAUUUAGGUGAAUGUAGAAAAAAACUUCUACAAGAUAAAUUAAACGAACCUUCACAACAAAGUAAUUAUGUUGAUGAAAGAAAAAUAUUGCAUUCAACAGUGGCACCAAAUGAGUUUAUAAUAUCAACUACACUUGAAGAAGAAGAUUGGGUUUUAGUUAAAAAUGAUACGUCUCUAGUUGCUAUAUAG
Messenger RNA from Eufriesea mexicana, 2401 nucleotides. RefSeq lists its product as uncharacterized. NCBI's taxonomy places the organism in Eukaryota, Metazoa, Arthropoda, Insecta, Hymenoptera, Apidae. Bases 74 to 2401 code for a protein of 775 amino acids. Gene Ontology annotation, molecular function: protein binding. The transcript has 8 exons. The record is from RefSeq and is a predicted model, not a curated record.